AUGGCUGCGCCGGCGGAGGAGGCGUCCACGGCGCCGAGGAGCCUCCCCGAGGAGGAGGAGGAGGAGGAGGCGAUGGCGGUGCUGGACUUCGACAUGCUGUGCGCGUCCGUGGCCAUGUCGGCGGAGAGGAGGAAGGGCGCCGGCAUGGGGGAGGCGGCGGCGGCGUGCGCGGGCUCGGGCGGCGGAGAGGGGGCCGCCGGCGGAGGAGGGGUGCAGAGGAUGUGGGAGGGGGACGUCGUGAUUGAUUGCUUGGAGGACCGGCGAAUCGCGCUCGAGGCCGCCUGUUGCCCAUGCUAUAGGUUUGGCAAGAACAUGCGGAGAGCCAAUCUCGGAUCUUGUUUCCUUCAGGCAAUGGCUUACUUCAUUUCAUUAGUUGCUGUUCUGGUCAGCUUAAUUGCCUUUUCUGUAACAAGGCAUCAUGUAUAUCUAUAUGUGGGACUUGGUUCUGUUCUCUUGAUAGCAAUCUACACCGGUUACUUCCGAAGAAGAAUCAGGAAACUGUUCAAUAUCCGGGGGACUGAUGGCAGUCUAGAUGACUGUGUUCUCCAUCUGAUAUGUCCUUGUUGUACCCUGUGCCAGGAGGCAAGAACUUUAGAGAUGAAUAAUGUCCAGUGUGGUGUCUGGCACGGGCGGGGUGAUACCAUUUGUUUAGGAAGCAAUGGUGAAGGAAACAAGGCCUUCGCUGCUCUACACAAAUCACCAUUUGUGCUUAUAAAAUCCCCUGAGUUGUGUGGCAUGGACAGAAUAUCAAUUGGGCCUGAACAGAACAGGUGGAUCUCUCGUGCGUGUUAUCGAAAGGGGAAAAAAGGGAAGAAUCAGUGGAUCCCUCUGCGAUGA
Triticum turgidum subsp. durum (durum wheat) is the source of this 837-nucleotide messenger RNA. The record is from the annotation of a GenBank genome assembly. Lineage: Eukaryota; Viridiplantae; Streptophyta; Magnoliopsida; Poales; Poaceae.